This is a messenger RNA of Daldinia childiae, 975 nucleotides long. Its product is annotated as Ribonuclease H1. The coding region runs from base 1 to 975 and encodes 324 amino acids. NCBI's taxonomy places the organism in Eukaryota, Fungi, Ascomycota, Sordariomycetes, Xylariales, Hypoxylaceae. The record is from RefSeq and is a predicted model, not a curated record. Gene Ontology annotation, molecular function: nucleic acid binding; RNA-DNA hybrid ribonuclease activity. Gene Ontology annotation, biological process: DNA replication, removal of RNA primer. The transcript is spliced from 2 exons.
AUGCCUCUCGGAUGGUACCUCGCUCAGGGUUUAUACCCACUUGGUCCAUCCAGUAGCGAUGAUGAGGAGGGCCCCUGUGAGUUGCCUAAUGGCCGACUCGUUUGUGGUCCACAUGGUCUUGUCGUUUGUGGAAAAUGCUGCACAGAUUACAGCUUCAUGAGCGGUUCUUCGGAUGAAGAUGAAGACUACGAUGAUGAUGACGAUGACGAUGACGAUGGCGAUGAAGAUGAAGACGAAGAUGAAGACAGCCCUAUGAAAGACGCCCCGAUUAACGAGGAUGGCGAUGCUGAUCCACCACGUCUCUUUGGCGAGGAAAUGAGAAGAGGCACCGGCCAGGUCAUCCCUGAGAAGUUCACUCCACCGACGACUUCCAUCAUGCCAUUGGAGCUGUUUCGCGGCCAGGCAACUUAUUUUAGACAGAUUAGAUACAUCCACCGUGAUGACCCCCAAACUGUUCUCAUUUUCACUGACGGCGCCUGCUUGAAUAAUGGCCAGCCAAACCCCAAAGCCGGCUGGGCGGUCGUCUAUGGACCGGGAUUCACGGGCAAGCCGUUAAUUGCAUCUGGCAGGUUAGAGCAAAAGGGACCUUUUGGUGACGAGGGCAUUCAAAGCAGCAACAGGGCCGAGCUUCGUGCUGUUAUUGCAGCUUUGCGCCUUCGAUACUGGCCUGGUGAAGGCUUUACUACCAUGGUCAUCGCUACUGACUCGGAAUAUGUGGUUGAAGGAUCUACAAAGUGGGCGAAAACAUGGACUAGAAAGGGUUGGAAGACGAACACAGGUGCGGAAGUCAAGAAUAAAGACAUGUGGGAAUUGCUCCUGGGUGAAUUUGAGAGAUGGAAGGAGGAAGGUCUCUCUAUCAAAUUCUGGAGAAUCCCAAGAGAUUGGAACAAUACCGCGGAUGAGGCUGCGAAGAAGGCUGCUUCAGAGAAUGAGGCGCUUAACCAGUGGUGUCAUUUCAUAGGUCUUCCUUUUUAA